AUGCAUGCUGCGGAAAAUAAAGUACAAGAGAAACCGAUAGAGAUUUUUCCAAAGAAACCGGUAGAUAUUUUUCCAAAGAAGCGUCUCCGUGAUUCCUUUAUAGAUGAAGAAGAGAAGGAAAAGUACUAUGCAGUGCAGGACAAAAGACGAAGGUUGGCUCAAAUUACGGAGAUCAAGGCGGCAGAGGAAAAAGAAUAUGGGAAGUGCGAUAGUGAUGCAAGUGCUACCGAAGAUGAAGCUCCCGUUUUUGUUGUUCAUAAUGUCAGUGACAUCUACACUACAUAUUCAGACGAAGAUGCAUCUGACCUAGAAGAGUCACUUGAAGAUUUUCGUGAAGAUGAGAUUCUUGGGUCAGAUGAAGGGGAAGAGGGAGAGGGGUCUGAUGAAGAUGAAGAGUCUGAUGAGGAGGAAGAGUACUGUGACGAGGAGGAAGAGUGUGAUGAGGAGGAAGAGUGUUCUGAGAAAUCGGAAUCUGAUGAUUCUGAUUCCGAGUGA
Messenger RNA from Papaver somniferum (opium poppy), 495 nucleotides. Its product is annotated as glutamic acid-rich protein-like. The record is from RefSeq and is a predicted model, not a curated record. NCBI's taxonomy places the organism in Eukaryota, Viridiplantae, Streptophyta, Magnoliopsida, Ranunculales, Papaveraceae. The transcript has 2 exons. The coding region runs from base 1 to 495 and encodes 164 amino acids.